AUGGCGAUCCGCGUGCGCAGCGGCGGGCACAGCUACGACGAUGUGUUCUGGGCCAUCCGAGGCGGCGGCGGCGGGAGCUGGGGCGUGGUGUACGCCUGGAAGCUCCGGCUUGUCCCGGUCCCCGACAACGUCACCGUGUUCAGCGUUGCGCGAACCGGGCCGGCGGAGCUCAUCGCCGGGCUGAUGCACAGGUGGCAGUACGUUGGGCCGAGCCUUCACGACGAGUUCUACCUCUCAACGCUCAUUCCGACGAGGUCAUCGGCGGACGGUAACAUCUCCAUGUCGUUCACCGCCCAGAUUCUUGGACCGAAGCAGCUAGCCAUGUCGGUGCUGAACCAGAGCUUCCCCGAGCUGGGCCUCGCCGAGUCGGAGCUAUCCGAGGUGAACUGGCUCGAGUCGGCGGUGAAGUUCGCCGGCGUCAGCUCAGUCGCGAGCCUCACGAACCGGCAGCCUGGCGUGGGGGAGUACGCGAAGAGGAAGUCCGACUACGUGCAGGAUCGUCCAGUACUUGUCGACGGGGCCAGAGGGAUCGUCCAUCCAGCUGGACCCCCCUACGGUGGGGCCAUGGCGCGGAUAGGAAGCACCGACACGCCCUUUCCUCGCAUCAUCCAGUAUGCAGUGACAUGGAACGCAUCGGAUAUGGAUCGUUCAGACGGUCACGUAGAAUGGCUUCGGUCGUUCUACGCUUUCAUGGCGUCCUACGUGUCAAAGAACCCACGAGCUGCAUAUGUGAACUACUUGGACCUUGACUUGGGCACCAAUGACUGGAUGAAUGCGACCGGCGGAACGUUCAAUAAUGGCUCUGUGGGACAUGCGGCGUCAUGGGGCGAACGUUAUUUUUUCAUGAAUUUUGACAGGUUGGUUCAGGCCAAGACUAAUUAA
Molecule: messenger RNA, 882 nt
Organism: Miscanthus lutarioriparius
Lineage: Eukaryota; Viridiplantae; Streptophyta; Magnoliopsida; Poales; Poaceae
Source: the annotation of a GenBank genome assembly